Xylona heveae TC161 is the source of this 2382-nucleotide messenger RNA. RefSeq names its product Prp31 C terminal domain-containing protein. The transcript is spliced from 2 exons. Gene Ontology annotation, biological process: mRNA splicing, via spliceosome; spliceosomal tri-snRNP complex assembly. Lineage: Eukaryota; Fungi; Ascomycota; Xylonomycetes; Xylonales; Xylonaceae. The record is from RefSeq and is a predicted model, not a curated record. Bases 71 to 1942 code for a protein of 623 amino acids. Gene Ontology annotation, cellular component: U4/U6 x U5 tri-snRNP complex; U4 snRNP; precatalytic spliceosome.
AGUUUAAGAGCCCGUCUUAUAUUUUCCCGGUCCAUUAUUACGACUUGAGGCCAACACCACUUGAUCAGCCAUGUCGACUCUAGCAGACGAGCUUCUGAACGAUUUUGAAGAGUCCGGCUCCGAAGGAGAGCAGGAUCUCUCAAAUGAAGUCCCCGACGAGGAUGGGACACAGUCCCCCUCUGUGAAAAAUGGAAUACAACAAAGGUCAAAGUCUGCUGAGGCCGAUGGCGGAAUGGUACUAGAUGACGACGAGGAAGCCGUCGGGGAUGAGGAUGAAGAGAUGGGUGACAAUCACAUGGGCGCGCUCGACGAUGUUGAAGAUGAAGAGGAGGCAAAGGCAAAGGUCGAAAAGAUGAAAUUGGGCGCCAUCACAGACGUUCGGAGUGUUGCUGGAUUGAUGAAGACAUUGGAACCUGUCCUAGAGAGAAUCGCACAUUUCCAAAACCUACCACCAGAGAAGCAAACGACCAAUGUGGGCUCGAUCGAAGAUAACCCGGAAUAUCAUCUUCUUACUCAAUCAAAUACGCUCUCAACGUCCAUUGACAGCGAGAUUAUUCUGGUGCACAAGUUUAUCCGGGACCACUACUCGAACCGUUUCCCGGAACUCGAAACGUUGGUCACCAAUCCCCUCGACUACGCCAAAACCGUGGCAAUUAUUGGAAAUGGACCUAUGGACGAUAUAAAAGGGCUGGCUUCCAAAACGGACAAUAUCAUCGGCGCUUCACUUAGGAGCGUGCUAGACGGACCAACUCUCAUGAUUGUCACAGUGGAGGCUACCACUACUGCCGGCCGCGCACUGAGCGAGGCCGAGCUACAGACUGUCACGCGAGCCUGCGAGAUGACGCUUUCCCUCGACAGGGCCAAGAGAAUUCUCACAGAAUACGUGCAAUCGCGGAUGAACAUUUUCGCGCCAAACCUCACCGCUCUCAUCGGAUCUCUCACCGCUGCUCAACUUCUCAAUUUCGCCGGAGGGCUCACAGGCUUAGCCAAAACCCCAGCGUGUAACCUUCCCCCACUGGGCUCCAAGAAACAAUCCCAGACCGGUUUCGCCACCAACGUUGGCGUCCGUCAGCAAGGAUUCCUUUACCACUCGCCCAUCAUCCGAGGUAUUCCCAGCGAUCUCAAACGGCAAGCCAUGCGAAUCGUUUCCGCCAAAGUCAUCCUCGCCGCGCGCGUCGACCGCGUGCACAACAGCCCUAACGGCGCUCUUGGCGAAGAACUCCGCCAGACAUGCCUCGAACGACUUGAAAAGCUCACCGAGCCCCCACCCAACAAAGGCGCACGCGCUCUUCCCGUCCCCGACGACAAACCUUCCCGUAAACGAGGCGGUCGCCGUGCCCGCAAGGCCAAGGAAGCCACCGCCAUGACGGAUCUCCGCAAGGCGCAAAACCGCAUGGCUUUCGGCAAGGAAGAAAAAGAAGUCGGAUACGGCGCCGGCGAAGGCACCGCUGGUCUCGGCAUGAUUGGCCAAGCCAACGACGGGCGCAUCCGAAACUUGCAAAUCGACCAACGCACAAGGGCCAAGCUCAGCAAGAACAACAAGGGCUGGGGCGCAGCCACGCCCGUCAGCGGCAUGGCCUCGUCGCUACGCGGCUUUGGCCAGGGCGCUGGAAACAAUGCGGCCGUUCUGCGCGCUCACGGCUUGCGGUCCUCUGGCGUCGGUGGUCCCACGGCCGGCACCGCUUCCUCACUUGCUUUUACCCCCGUUCAAGGUCUCGAGCUGGUCGAUCCGAAGGCCCAAGCGGAAAUGCAUCGUAAACGUAAAGCCGAAGAAGACCGUUGGUUCCGCUCUGGCACGUUCACCCAAGUGGGUAGUGGCGCCAAUAGCAAUGCUUCUGGCUCCUCGACCACCAUGACCAAGGAUGGGUUCAAGGUGCCUGAUUUGCCCGCCCGGAAGAAGGUCGAUACUGGUGCAGGCAAGAUGGGUCAGCCAGCGAAAUAAUGGUCUUUAUUUUCGCUACUCGUUUUCCUUCAUUUUGUGGAAGACGGAGCGCUGGGAGAGAGACUUUGCUCUUUUUCAAUUUCCCUUACUCUAGCAUCACCAUAUCAUCUCGAUUCAUCUGACAGGCUUCCCUUUCUAUUUUUCCAGCUCCCUUCCCCUCUUCUUCACCCUGGGAAUAAAAUCUCACAACUUUUUACUUCCUCACACAUCAAUGUAGAUACCAUACCCUACCCCACACCCUACUGUGCCUUUACAUAUUACACUACACUUGUUACCUCUUUCGUCUCGUCUGAUAGCCAAGGCUUCGGCGCCUGACAUUUAGCUCCUUCCCUAAAUUUUUUUUCUUUCCCGCUUUUUGUUGGUGCUUGUCGGGUAAAGUGUAUCAUUAUUUUCCUCUUCUCUGGCUUUUAGGCGUUGUGGUCGGGAUAAGUGAACCGGGC